This is a messenger RNA of Dermatophagoides pteronyssinus (European house dust mite), 772 nucleotides long. RefSeq lists its product as uncharacterized. Gene Ontology annotation, molecular function: cyclin-dependent protein serine/threonine kinase inhibitor activity. The record is from RefSeq and is a predicted model, not a curated record. Lineage: Eukaryota; Metazoa; Arthropoda; Arachnida; Sarcoptiformes; Pyroglyphidae. Gene Ontology annotation, biological process: regulation of cell cycle. Gene Ontology annotation, cellular component: nucleus.
UAGAUUGCAACGAAAAAAAAAUAAUAAUUUAUUCUGUGUUUUUUCGCUAUUUUUAAUUUCUUCAUCACUUCAACUAUAUUUUGUGAUUCUAUGCAAUUAAUGAUCAUAUUGCCAUAGAUUUAUUUUUUUAGUUGCAACCAAUCAAUUUGAAAUUUCAUUUCCUGGGAAAUCAUUCAGAAAGAAAAAACAAUCCAAACCGAUAAUGAAAGCUAUCACAAUGACCGAUAUAAGUCGUACGACAUUAUGGACAUCGAAUAAUGAUACACAUGGCCAUUGUCAUUAUUCAUCACGUGGAUGGAAAUCAUCAAAUCGUUCAUCACAACAGGAUUUAUUUCGUCCAGUCACAACAACAACAACAACACAUGAUGAAAAUUCAAAUUUUAAAUCAUCAAAUUCAAAAUUAAAUCGAUCAUUAUUUGGUCAAACCGAUCCAAUUGAAACAAAACGUUUUCUUUAUGAAGAAAUGAAUUCUAGACGAAUUAUCGAUCGUAAUCGUUGGAAUUUUGAUUUUCAUACGGAAAAACCGCUUCAAGGCCGUUAUGAAUGGCAUAAAUUAACCCGUUCAGAUACGACAACAACAACAUCAACAACAAACAGUCCACCACAAUCACCAUUUGAUCGUCGUACACCAAGUCCUAAAUUUUUUUCCAAUCAUUAAUAAUGAAAUCAAUGGUCAUCAAUAAAACCAGUUAUAAUAAACAUAUAUUUGGAUCAAUAUCAACCGUAAACGGAAAAAAUAUCCUUCAUUCACCUGUUAUUGGUUUAUAAAUUA